Cyprinodon tularosa is the source of this 2287-nucleotide messenger RNA. RefSeq names its product deltex 2, E3 ubiquitin ligase (gene dtx2). Bases 282 to 2177 code for a protein of 631 amino acids. Gene Ontology annotation, biological process: Notch signaling pathway; protein ubiquitination. Lineage: Eukaryota; Metazoa; Chordata; Actinopteri; Cyprinodontiformes; Cyprinodontidae. Gene Ontology annotation, molecular function: zinc ion binding; ubiquitin protein ligase activity. The transcript has 9 exons. The record is from RefSeq and is a predicted model, not a curated record. Gene Ontology annotation, cellular component: nucleoplasm.
GUAGUAUUUCGGAUGAACCGUAAACGCAGCAGCUGGAGAGGAAGGAUCCUGUUAACCCUUCUGCUCUUAAGCUAACCGUUCUGAACACCCCAGCUUUGUCAACAUGGUCUUGGAUGUUUUUAUUCAGGCCAUGCUCCGUUUGAUCCCCACCUCCUAACUUCCUCCCAGGCGUGUUAAUCAUUCCUAAUGGAGUGUUUUCUGGAGCCCAGCUAGCCUCGCUGCGGACAUUGUUUUCCUCGUAGCAACAAACGGCUAACCAACCAGUCGUUGUGUUAGCGAACAUGGCGAUUGUGUCUGGCUCCUGUGCCAGGGUGAACGGCUCCAGGAACGGACCGUCCGUGUCCGCUACCACCGCCCCUGGGUCGGUGGGACAGUCCCAGCCCAUGAUAGCGGUGUGGGAGUGGCAGGACGACCUGGGCUACUGGCGGCCCUACAGCGGCCAGGUUAGCGCCUACAUCGAGCGGUGUCUGUCAGCGCGCGGCCACCGAGGAGCCGGAGCAACCAGCAUCUGCCUCGGACAGUCGGACCCCAGCCUGUCCCCCUACCUCAUCGACAUCCCAAGCUUGAAGCAGUUCCGGCAGGACACAGGAAAGACGCGCUCGGUGCGCCGCUCCAUGUUUGCUCAGUCCUCUGGCCUCGGCAGUGGCGUUUACUGGGAGUGGGCCAACGACGAAGGAAGCUGGACCCCCUAUGAAACUAGAACUUCCAUCCUUCUGGAGCACAGCUAUCAAGCUCGCCAAGGCACGGCGGACUUGGGCCCCCAUGGAUAUAAUUACAUCGUUGAUCUUACUUCUCUGGCCCAGGUCAAUAAAUCCACCGGGUUUAGGCGGCAGGUGCGGCGGCAGUGCAACCUGCCCUACCCUCUGGCCACCUCCGGGCCCCCGGCCAUCCCCUCCGCCCCCGCCUGCUCCUGCCAGCAGUGUUUGAGCCACAGCAGCACGGGACCUAUGCCUAGCCGCUCUCGUCAUUCCUUCUCUUCCAAUAGUCUGACCCGACCCACCCUCCAAGGGACGGGGAGGGUCGCCACUGCUCACCCUACUUCGGUCUACUCGCCCUACCCCAGAAGACCCCUCUCUGUGGGGGGAGUGUCUUGGGGCAGCCCGUGGCCUCCCCCGCCCUCCGCCGGACGAAUGCAGGCGCCUCAUUUGAGCGGCUCUUCAAGUGCUAACGGGUUAAGUGUUCCUUCCAUCUCCGUGCAGCUGAACGGCUCCACCAGCGUGAGCUCUGCCCUGGCAGGCAUGGCCUCCAUUUUGAUGUCAGCAGUGGGACUCGGCGUGCACUUCACCUCCGCCCCCCUCCCUCAGCAGCAGCAGCAGCAUCAUCAUCAUCAUCAGCAGCCUGCUCCCUUCGCUCUUCCUCCUCCUCCUCCUCUCCUCCCCACAGCCAGCAGGCCCCCCAGCAGCAGCAGCAGCAGUUCAGUUAGGAGAGCAAAGAGGCAGCACAGGAGAGCGUCGGCUCAGAGGUCUGAGGAUGUGAUUCAGCGCUACAUGGAGGUGGUGGCAGAGGUUCCAGAGGAGGACUGCAUCAUCUGCAUGGAUCAGCUGUCCAAUCCGUCCAGCUACGAGAUGCCGUCCUCAGAGGAGGGGGGCCAGAGCAUCCUGCCAGAAACUGUGGGGAAGUUCAUCAAAUGUGGUCACACUCUGCACAUGCUCUGCAUGCUGGCCAUGUACAACAAUGGAACAAAGGACGGCAGCUUACAGUGUCCAUCCUGUAAAACGAUCUACGGAGAGAAGACCGGCACGCAGCCAAAAGGCAAGAUGGAGAUCUACAGCGUGGCUCAGUCGCUGCCUGGACACCCCGACUGCGGCACCAUUCAGAUCAUCUACAGCAUCCCACCUGGCAUCCAGGGCCCGGAGCAUCCAAACCCCGGGCAGCCCUUCACCUGCAGAGGAUUCCCUCGCUUCUGCUUCCUUCCUGAUAAUGACAAGGGCAGAAAGGUCCUGGAGCUGCUGAAGGUGGCGUGGAUGCGGCGGCUCAUCUUCACCGUGGGGACGUCCAGCACCACCGGGGAGCACGACACGGUGGUUUGGAACGGCAUCCACCACAAAACCGAGAUGAUGUCCAACCUGUCGGGCCACGGCUACCCGGACCCCAACUACCUGGACAACGUCCUGUCUGAGCUGGCCUCGCAGGGCGUGACCGAGGACUGCCUCAAACCGCCCGCCGGCAGCGGUUAGCUCCCAGCGUCGCCCACUUCCAUCCCACCGCUAACCUCCGGCUCAGCCUUUAGAGCCCAGUGGGUUCCUGUGGGUCCAAACGGGACGAAAGACAAAAAGAUACAGACGGA